This is a messenger RNA of Lycium ferocissimum, 2469 nucleotides long. RefSeq lists its product as uncharacterized. Bases 323 to 2215 code for a protein of 630 amino acids. Lineage: Eukaryota; Viridiplantae; Streptophyta; Magnoliopsida; Solanales; Solanaceae. The record is from RefSeq and is a predicted model, not a curated record. The transcript has a single exon.
AUUGAAAAGUUAGAAAACUCUAGAGGACUUUAUCCCUAUGUUUAUCUACCUUAAUUACAAUUAGAGAUGUUUAUUUGGGAUAAUAUUCCUUAAUUCAAUAAAUUAGAUAUUUUCAUCUCUUCAACACAAAAAAAUUGCCACUUUCUUCAUCAAAGCCAGGUAACCCUUCUCCCAUUUCUCUUUCUUUUCCUUAUUCCUUAUACUAUUCUUCCAUAAAAUCACACCCUUUUUAACCCUUUUUUCUGUAUACAAUUAACCAGUAUUAACUCCAUUAAACUUAUAUUUCCUAUUCAUUUCUUGAUGUAAAUCUUGCACAUAAUCAAUGACCAUGUGGGGUUUAAGCUAUUUGCAAAAUCUUUGGCCUUUUUCUGUAUUAAACCCUGAUGAUUUGAGAAUUUCAGAUGGGUUAGUUAGGAAAUUAUCAAUACCCGAAAACACAAAACAGUUUGUUUAUGCAAUUCAAGAACCUGAAUCGAAAGCUGUUAUAUAUGUAUUAUGUGUUCAGAAUUUAUCUGAAAGAUCUGCUUUAGAUGCCCAAUGUUUAAUUAGGGGAGUUAAACCUGAUGCUGUAGUUGUUCAAGUGGGUAAUUCAGUAGAUUAUGAUAGUCCUCAAAAAGAUGAGAUUUUGUUGAGUAAUAGUGAUGAUUUGGGUGAGGAUUCGGUACCAACUUCGUCGAUUGAGGUGUUAAAGAGGUGUUUUGUGCAUAAACUUAGUAAGGAGAAGUAUGAGAAUGUCGCGGGACGAGUUGUUUUAAGAGAGAUAUUUGGGGUUGGGUUUGAUGGGCAUUUGCCUGCUGCGAAAAAAGCAGCUGAAGAGGUUGGCUCGGCUUUCUUGUUGCUCGAAUCGCCUUUUGUUAAAUGCAGCACGUCUAGUGAGUGUUCGAAUGUGGGGGAUGAGGGGUUUGGGGAUAAGUUUGGAGUGUUUGGUUUAGAGGGUGGUAAUAGUUUGGUUCCUUUAAGAACGGGAUUGAUGGUGUCAGCGAAUUCACGUGCAUUUUGUGUUACGAAUGAUGUUCAGUCUCAGAUGGUGAGGCUGUUGUCGUCGCAUUUGGUUAAUUCAGGUUCCUUACAGAAGAAUAUUGAAUCUGAGGAUAUUCAGCAACAAUUGAAUUAUCAAGUACCGCAGUUUGCACAGACAGUUUAUCCGUUGCUUGUUGAUCUUUAUGAUAUUUUUGUUGAUAUUCCAUCUAUAGGAAGAGCUCUAGCUUGUGCUCAAAAGAUGUUUCAUGAUGUUUGUAAUGGAGAUGCUGUUAAUACAGAUCUCCUUUCUGAGGUUUAUGUCUUCAAGAUUGCAGUUGAAGGGUUAAGAACAGCUUUGAACAAUGCUGGUCGGGUCCCACUUAGCAAAACGAGGAAUCAUACAACUGAUUUUUCUGAGCUUUCUAUUGAGGAUAAGUCCCAUGCCCUUCUGGCACAGGCCCUUCGAAGCCAGACCGAGAAGUUCAAAUCAAUAGUUGCAGUAGUAGAUGCCAGUGGAUUAGCUGGACUAAGGAAGCAUUGGAGUGCUAAUGUACCUGAGGAAGUUAAGGAAAUUGUUGAGCAGCUGGUUACUGACUCUGAACACGAUGGGGAAAAUUCGAGCCGAAAUGACAAAAAGGGGUUACUAGGUGUUAAGCCAGUGGUAGCUGUUGGGGCUGGUGCAACUGCAGUUUUAGGAGCCUCUUCGUUUUCUAAAGUUGUUCCUGCAUCUACAAUAUUGAAAGUUGUUACCUUUAAAGUCCCUGCUUCGCUAAAGAUCAUGAUGACUCAAACCCAAAAGGCCCUUGCUCUUGCAUUUGGAAAGUCAAACGUAGUAGGCCCUGCUGGAAUGGCAAGUUCUGGUGUCAAAUCAUCUGUCCUUAAGGCAACUGCUUCUGCCGAGAAAAUCCGUGCAGUGGCUCAUGGCGUUAUAGCCUCUGCAGAGAAAACUAGCAUCUCUGCCAUGAGAACAGCGUUCUAUGAAAUUAUGAGGAAACGCCGAGUACGACCUGUUGGCGUUCUUCCAUGGGCUACCUUUGGGUGCAGUGUGGCUACUUGUGCAAGCUUGCUUGCGUAUGGAGAUGGAAUAGAAUGUGCUGCUGAAUCUCUUCCAGCAGCUCCUUCAAUUGCCAGUUUGGGUCGUGGCAUCCAAAGUUUGCAUCAGGCUUCUCAGGCAGUGAAACAAACAGAAAACUCCAGGAUACAAAAGUCAAUAGAGUCUCUUGUGUACAGAUUUAAAAAGAUAAGUGUCUCAUAAAAGUGUUCAGUUUCUUGCUUAAGUACUUUAGUUCGAAAUUGAGUCCUAAAUUUUUUGUGAAAAUAGAUUUUAGCAAAGAGGUUGUGCAAUUUAUGAUGCCUGGGUUUUGUCUAUAUCACAUGUUAUGUCAAGAAAUUCCAAUAAGAUGUGAUUGAAGUUUGGAAGAUUUUUCACCAUGUUGAUUAUACUCCUUUAGUAAUUUGUAUCUAACAUGAAUUCUGAAAUUUGACAUCAUUAGUUGGUGUUACUGUUAA